GCGAAAGCCCUCAGCAGUGGGAACGAGCAGGAGGCGGUCCAGCUUUGCCAGAGGCUGUCCCAGGCUUUUCUGUCCCGGUGUGCGUCAGCAUCGACAGCCAGGGCGUACCCUCAGGACUCCAUAAGGUUACGGGUCGGGGAGUGGAGGAUGCGCAAGUCCGACGCCGACAUCCCUCUGAAUGUUUUGGUGUCUCCCGACAUGACAAUCGCUCAACUUAAAGAAAAGAUUAGCCUGGACCACGGCUUCCACCCCUCGCUGCAGCGCUGGGUGAUCGGGAAGCGGUUUGGCAAGGACCGCGAGACGUUGCACAGCCACGGCGUCCGUCCUGACGGAGACCAGGCCUUCCUGUUCAUCCUGUCGGCCAAAGCUGCUCGUCUCAACCUGCUCCAGCACAAGCAGGACCAGGACCGACAGCGCUUAGACGGUCAGUGACGUCCCAUGCAACUUUUACCCAGAGGGUCUGCCACAGGUGGCGAGAAGACAGCUGUUCCUGGUGAAAACGUUCCUCCUUCUCUUCCCAAACAUAUUCUCCCUCCUCCUCCUCCGGCUCCUCGUCCUCCUCCUAAACCCGCGGUGCCGGCUAAGCCUCAGGAGGGCUGGUCCUGCGCCAUGUGCACGUUCAUCAACAAACCCACGCGCCCCGGCUGCGAGAUAUGCGGAGGGGAUCGGCCCGAGGAUUACCAGGUGCCUGACGUCUACCAGCCGGACCAGCAGGAGGUUCUCCGAAUCCAGCUGGAAAGCCUGGCCGAGGCUCAGUACAAAGAGGUGACGGCGCUGUCAACCGAGGGGACGUGUCGCCAGUAGACGUGCGGCCCCCCCGUGCAGAUAGCAUUUUACCCUGGAGCUGUAUCCUAAAACCUGAUACAUCUCACAAUAUAAUCCAGGUAGUGUCUAAAAAUGACCAUAGUGAACAGUCUGGAUGCUGAGGUGUCCUGUCCUGAGACGUGCGACAGCAAGCUGCUGGACCGAGAGAUCAAAGCGCUGCUCACGGAAAGCGAGCACCAGCGCUUCCUGGAGCUGCGUCUGAGCAUCGCGGAGAGCCGCUCGGAGCACAGCUUCCACUGUCAGACGCCCAACUGCCGAGGCUGGUGCAUCUACGAGGACGAGGUCAACGAGUUCCUCUGCGAACUCUGCCAGCAAGUCAACUGCAUUCUCUGCAGGGCCAUCCACGAGGGCAUGAACUGCAAGGACUACCAGGACGACCUGCGCAUCCGGGCAGAGAACGACCAGGCGGCUCAGCAGACGAAGCAGAUGCUGGAGAACCUGCUACAGAAUCAGGAGGCCAUGAAAUGUCCACGGUGUGACAUCGUCAUCCAGAAAAAAGACGGCUGUGACUGGAUCUGCUGUUUGAUGUGCAAGACGGAAAUCUGCUGGGUCACCAAACAAGCUCGCUGGGGACCAAAUGGCAGCGGCGACACAUCUGGCGGCUGCAGGUGCCGAGUCAACAAUAAGCCGUGCCAUCCCAACUGCCAAAACUGCCACUGAGGGGAAAUAGCACACUAAUGGAAACGCGGCAGAAAAGGAACUGGCUGUGAGACUCUGUAAAGGAACCGUCUGGUCAUCGAGGCACGACCUUCUGAUGCAAUGUGAAUGUUACACACAAGCUAUGCAAACCGGGGAUCUUCUCUCUAUAGGAAUACUUUGUUUAAUUAAUGCUCAAUAUUCACGUUGACGUUACAAAAGGUUUAAUUGCGGAUGGUCAUUUUGCGGCGGGUUUAAUUUUUUUUUCAACUUUGAUUGUAUGAAGCUAUUUUUAAACAGAAACACAAAGCAAAAAUGAUUACUCAAAUCCUGCAUAUAGAAAAUACCCAUAAAAAAUUAUGUUUUUUUUUUUGAAGACUAAUUAACUACAACUCAUGAAGAAUUUGAUUAUUUUUGGCAACUCCUCAUUGAGUCCAUGCCUGAGACGAGAGAGCGCUACGUUUGCUGUAUACCAAAGUAAUCGUCUCUGAUGUACUUUUUUUUUUUCAA
This is a messenger RNA of Pungitius pungitius (ninespine stickleback), 1971 nucleotides long. It is a transcript of the gene rbck1, whose product is annotated as RanBP-type and C3HC4-type zinc finger containing 1. Gene Ontology annotation, biological process: positive regulation of canonical NF-kappaB signal transduction; protein linear polyubiquitination; proteasome-mediated ubiquitin-dependent protein catabolic process. Lineage: Eukaryota; Metazoa; Chordata; Actinopteri; Perciformes; Gasterosteidae. Gene Ontology annotation, cellular component: ubiquitin ligase complex. The record is from RefSeq and is a predicted model, not a curated record. Gene Ontology annotation, molecular function: ubiquitin-protein transferase activity; ubiquitin binding.